AUGUCCGAGCAGGAAUUGCUAAAGCUUGAUGAAGAGAGGAUGCGGAUGGAAAAGCGAGCGAAGGAGCUCACGGAGUAUUUAACAGCGCCGGGUAUGCCGGGUUUGAAAGGUGGACUAGACACCCCCGAUGGUUACCCCAGAAACGAUAUCGAUGUUCACGGAAUCUUAAUUGCACGAAAUGAAUUGGCCUGUUUAAAUACGGACUAUAAUGAGCUUAUGAAGAAGGUGGAACAGAAGCUGGCCGAAUUGCAUGCAGCUACCGCUUGA
Molecule: messenger RNA, 267 nt
Organism: Gregarina niphandrodes
Lineage: Eukaryota; Apicomplexa; Conoidasida; Eugregarinorida; Gregarinidae
Product: putative 26S proteasome non-ATPase regulatory subunit 9
Exons: 2
Coding region: 1-267 (88 amino acids)
Biological process (GO): proteasome regulatory particle assembly
Cellular component (GO): nucleus; cytoplasm
Source: RefSeq, a predicted model, not a curated record